AUGUCCACUCCAGCCGCCAAACGCCGCAGAAUCGACGUUGCAUCCCAGACUCUCUCCAAGCCUUUCCGCUCUCCCUUCAAGACACCCUUCAAGUCGCCCGUGACAAACGUUCAGGCACAACACACCACAUCGACCCCCGCACAAACCGGUGCGCCUCUCUCAUCCCGAAUAGCCAAUACUCUACUCUCAAAUGCGCCGAAGCCCCCCAGCCUGCCAGCACCUUUGUCCUCCUCUCGUGCACCCCGCAUCAAGAAGACCUUCUCAUCGCCUGUAGCAGCUGCUGCUCUCAAUGCUGACCCAGACAUUGCGCCGAUGCUCAAAGCUCAGAGCGAGUUAGAGAAGCAAUUGAGGGAGGUCAAAGAAGCGCUGGAUAGUGCUGAGCAAGCUAGGAAGAUUGAAACAGACAGUCAAAAGCGGGAUCAUGAUGGUGAACUUGACGGAGAGCUGCUUGAACUGAUCGAGAAAUGGAAAGGGGCCAGCCGGUUAGCUGCUGAGGAGCUGUUUAGCAAGGUCAGGGAUAGAGUCAAUAGGAUGGGCGGACCCAGAGCUUGGAAAGAAAUGCAGAAGCAGCAAGAGGAGAAUCGAAACUCUUGGGAUCAAGAGGAACAGAACUACAACAAUGACUCAAAUGAUGAGAAGAACAAGGAGUUGGAGACCAGAGAUGUUUAUGCUGAGUAUAGUAUUGAUCCAGAGACGGAGAUCGAGAGAUCACAGCGUGAGAAGAGUCUUGGGGAUACCGGGGAGCUCCCAGGACAGGAGGAUGAGUUUACUAUGGCUAUGAUGCUAAGAACGCUAAAUGUUGACUUGGACAUUAUCGGAUACCACCGAGGACAGCAGAGGUGGAUAUAA
Molecule: messenger RNA, 849 nt
Organism: Cadophora gregata
Lineage: Eukaryota; Fungi; Ascomycota; Leotiomycetes; Helotiales; Ploettnerulaceae
Exons: 3
Coding region: 1-849 (282 amino acids)
Biological process (GO): DNA recombination
Source: RefSeq, a predicted model, not a curated record